This is a messenger RNA of Macrosiphum euphorbiae (potato aphid), 345 nucleotides long. The record is from the annotation of a GenBank genome assembly. Lineage: Eukaryota; Metazoa; Arthropoda; Insecta; Hemiptera; Aphididae.
AUGGAAGACGUCGCAAAUAUUUCUCCAUGCAAAAAAAAUCCAAAAGGAAAAUUCGUUGGCACUGGUCAAAAGAAUAUAAUUAUUAAUGUGUACAAGGAUAAAAUCAAACAACAGCUCGAAAAUCCAGAGAUGCCCAAAUUGUCGUUCAGGGACCUUAUCGUUAGCAUUUCAAGAACCACUGGUAUUGGGCAACGUACAAUUCAAACUACAUUGGGAGAAUAUAAGAAGGAACGUACAGUGUCAUCGCCCAAUAAAAAAAGUGAGACCUACGGUACUUCAAAAAGUGGACGAAUUCGACAAAAAUGCCAUAAGGCAAAAAAUUCACAAUUUUUGGAGAAACCGUAA